GGGUUAGAUAACAGGAUAUCAGGAGCUCUGGCCUCUCUCUGUGGUCCAUGUCCUUGAAGGGGACUCUCCCCCCAGAAGAAGAGAAGAGGAUGGGCAGCCACAGGAAAAAGAGGAACAAGAGUGUAUCGCACGGAACUGAAGAGUCCAGCAUUAUCACCACUGUGAUUUCUGCAGGGAAGGCCAUGGCCACUUCAGGAACACCCCCUCCACCUUGGGAUGAGCACAAGCCAAUCCAGAAAGAUACUGAACAACCAGAAAAAACAACCAAAGUCCAUGAAGAAGAGGAGCAUCCUCUUUCACAAGGAGAAUAUACAAAUACCACUCCUCCCCCUCCCUCUUCAACUCCCCCAUCACCACCAAAGCCAUCUUCAUCCUCAUCCUCGUCAUCGUCAUCGUCAUCAUCAUCGUCUUCAUCAUCAUCAGAUAGCAACAGUGAUGAGGACCAUAUCCAUCGGACUGACAAAAAGCCCCAUCCAGAUAAAGUCAAAGAUGAGUCAAAGAUUAAGAAGGAUGAACUUCAGCUCUAUGAAGAUACACCUGGAGAGAUAAAACCCUAUGAUGAAUCAGAGCUCAGGAGAAGAGAAGUUGUACCAUCAGAUGAGCCAGAAAUAGAAGACACGCAGGCAGCAAGAAUGAACAUAAAGAAAGAUGAUGAAUUUUUCCAUUUUGUCCUCCUUUGCUUUGCUAUUGGGUCCGUGCUAGUCUGUUAUCACUACUAUGCAGAUUGGUUCAUGUCUCUGGGCGUUGGGUUGCUAACCUUUGCUUCUCUGGAGACUGUUGGAAUAUAUUUCGGCCUAGUGUAUCGGAUUCACAGAGUCCUUCAGGGCUUCAUCCCCCUCUUUCAGAAAAUAAGACUAAUAGGUUUCCGGAAGUCAGACUGAGAGGUUGAUUCAGGAGAACAGCUGGGACCAUCAAUCCAGAAAUCAUGAAAUCAAUCUUCCCAGAAUAACACCAGAGUAAAGGAAUCCCCCACCUCAUGUCUUGGGGGGACAAAGCUGGAGAGAAAGAAAAAUACUUUAUCCUUCAGCAUCACCUAAUAAGUCUGAGCACUGGAUCAUCAUUGAUGGGCAUCAAGGAACUAAGCUCACAUCAGUUUUAUUCUAAGGGUUAACUUAAUCAUCAAGGGGAAGGAAAGGGAAAGGAAUGGGAGGGAGUGGGAGAGGAUCCAUGUCCUCCUGCCUGACGGGUUCUGAUUCUGAAGACAGAAGGCUUCAUUGAAAAAGCCUUGGCAGACAAUUGGUCUUGGUAGAAUGUCUUUAGGGUCCCUCCCAGCUUUGAUCUGGUUCAGAAUGAUCCUGACCCUGAUCUCCAUCUUUGGGAUCCCUGUUUGCUAGACCCUAGCUUCUUAACCCCAUAUGGGAUCCUGUAACUGAAUGUGGGGGUCAUGAAAAAUUUGGCAACAGUAAAAGGUUAUGUAUACCUAUUUUAUAUACCUAUCUACCCAGAGUCAUGUAAAAAUUUCAUGGGUGAAAAGGGCUCACAAGUGGGAAAAGUUUAAGAAGCCCUGGGCUAGAUAAUCUUUAGCCAGGUCAUAUUUGUUGGAAUUGUCUCCCCAUGGCGGAUACUUCCCCCAAACAGCUGGGAUUCUUAGGCAGCUGAACUCAAAGUAGAAGUGGCCAGGCCUACCACCACCAUCCAAGCCGGAGGGGAUGGGAUACUUUUUUUUUGCUGGGCAGUGAGGGUUAAGUGACUUGCCCAGGGUCACACAGCUAGUUAGUGUCAAAUGUCUGAGGCCGGAUUUGAAUUUAGGUCCUCCUGAAUCCAGGGCCAGUGCUUACCCACUGCGCCACCUAGCUGCCCCCAGGGAUGGGAUACUUUGACUAAGCUGUUGUAUCACACAGAGAUCUACACUUUCUUCAGGUAUUCAAGCUGAAAACGACAACCAAUAGCUAUACAGGAAGAAAUGUAUCAUUCUGGGAGUGAAACCA
Messenger RNA from Dromiciops gliroides (monito del monte), 1928 nucleotides. It is a transcript of the gene TMEM40, whose product is annotated as transmembrane protein 40. The record is from RefSeq and is a predicted model, not a curated record. NCBI's taxonomy places the organism in Eukaryota, Metazoa, Chordata, Mammalia, Microbiotheria, Microbiotheriidae. Bases 48 to 881 code for a protein of 277 amino acids. The transcript has 12 exons.